AUGGCGUCGUUGGAGAAAGAGUAUUUUUGGGGUAAGAUGUCUUUCCUGAGGCAUUUCGGCGUUCAGUGCAGUAUGUUUAUCUCAGAUCUUUUGUAGGUUGUGAGUUGAGCAAAGAUAAGAAGGAAUAUAAGUGGGAUUCGGAAGAUGAAGAACUUAGCAAAACAGACAUCGAGCAGAAGCUUGUCGUAACCCAGGUACACAUUAAUUAUCAUAGCAUGUGCACGUGUUUAUUUUCAAGCUUUUAAAUACCCAACUAGUCAUAUUUCAUUCUAAUUGAAAAAGAGUAUUUUAGAUUUGUAACUACUGUGGAAGUGGGUUCUAUGUUCAGAUAGCACGUAGCUUACUUUUCAGCUGUAGAGAUCGACGUGAGGCGAUCUGCAAUAAUCGAACUUAGACUUCCUGUGAGCAAGCAAACAUUGAGAUUUGGACAACUGUACUGUCUACACUUGGUUGAUGUUCUGUGUAUUUCAUUAAUCCUAAUCAGAGCUGCCGCCUCUGUUUUUUUUUUUUUUUUUCUCAGGCAUGUCUUGGUGCAAAAGCCAAACCUAACGAAAGAAAUCUUGUACAAGUCACCACAACAGACAGUAGUGAUAACUCAGUGAAAUUCACCAUUCUAUCAUUGGCUUCUGGAAGAAAAGACCAGGUGAAUGUUAAUCCUUUAACUCCAAAGAUCUGAUUUUCAAUUCUCCCCUCUAGCUACUACACAUUUCCUUGCAAAUUGAUUACAAGAAUUAGGAUGUUUAAUCAAGGUAAUAAAUUGUACCUGAUGAGUUUGAGUAUUCUUACUACCUGGUUGGAUACUAUAGUGAGAAGUUAAAGGGUUAAGAACCUGUAUUCCUCAUUCUCUUUCUUCUUUGGCAUUAUGAAUUGUAAGAUCACUGCCUUAAAAUUUGUCAUGCAUCUUGCGUCUUUGAUGUCCAUUAAAUGAACUUAUUUGAUCAGUAUUUAAUGUGAUUUAAUGGAAAUUGAGUACAUACACUUACGAUAAUAAUUAUGGACAAUCCUCAUUCCCAUGUUAAUUAGGCAUUUAAAGUCAGAAAGUUUUCUCUCUUAAUUUUGAUUGCCUGGGCUAUAAUUAUGUAUAUUUAAUUUUCUGAUGUGAAGAUAUUCCUCUGACUUGUACUUGACACUGUUCCCUUGCCACCAUAUUUCUGAAUAAAUACCUCACUUUUGCAGCCUUCAGUUACUGAGAUUCCAAAAGUUUUGAUGUCAGCCUCUAGUUAUUGAAAUUCCAAAAGUUUUUAUGUUCUUCAAAGUUUGAAUAUUAAACACCUAAGAUUAAUAACAGUUUCCUUUCAAGUUCAAAGAAGUUGGCUUGGAAAGAUUGGUUAAUUAUUAUUAUUGUUUAUUUUAUAUUCUUACUUAUUUUAUUUUUAGAGUAAGCUUAGUCUGGCAUUUCCAGCAUCAGUUGUUUUUAAGCUUAUAGAAGGUAAGAAUCUUUAUCUAAAUGUACAGGGCACUUUUCAGGGCUUUUUGGGUGCAUACACAUGUUCUGCGUGAUAUAACAGAGCUGUAACAUAAAUAUGUUUCACUUCUCUCAAAAGUCAUAGGCAUACAUUUAAAUAACUUCAUCUACAUUUAAAUGUAGAUGAAAACUAGUUCCUUUUUUAAUUUUAUUAAAUGUGAUUUAAGUGAGUUAACAACUAAGAGCAUCAGCAGUUACAGUCUGCAGUUUUGUUACAUAUGCAUGCAUCGAAGUUCCACAUGCUCCUUGUUUGAGGAAUUCUUGCAUGUGCAUCUAGUGUGAAUGUGCUGCGUUGUUUGGAGUGACAGCUCAUCAUCCAGGCAGUUUUUCCCACCCUUUCCCUUCCUCUUUCCACUGUUAAUUCAGUGUGAUGGGUGCCUGUUUCCCUUUCCUGUGUGGGAGCUUGUAACUGGUUUGCCAGGAUUUGCCAGUGAUGGUAGCAGUCUCCAUUUAAGAGCUGGCUGCCAAUAAUAGAAGCUCCUGGAUGUCUCAGGUACCCAACCUCAACUUAGCAAUGCAAUUGUUAAUCAGAAUUUGUAUCUAAAAUUCUUGAUAAGCACCAACUGUUCUCACUCUAAAUUAAACUAAAACUUAAACAUGAUAGACUAUUCUAUCUGUCUAUCCAACUUCUGUUACUCGGAACCUACAAUUUAUUUUACAUUUUAUUUGGAAGGGUAUUUCAAAACCAAUCUAAUCAUGUCCUAGCUAAAGAGAGCUUUUUUUUUCUUUAGGCUCAGGACCAAUUCACUUGACUGGUUCUGUAUAUCAAGGUAAGACGAUCUUACCAUGGUACUAAGACAAUUACACUAUAAUUUGCAUUCGCAUUUCCAUUCUUUUUUUCUUUUUCAAUCAAAGUUGCUUUGAUGAAUAGAAUUUAGGUCAAGAAAACCCCUUCUUUCUAAUUCAAAACUUAUAAACAUGCACACAAGUAAGGCAGUGUCAUGCUUGAUAAAGCCUGAGUAAAUGUCAUCUUCAAAAUUGUUUUCUACCUUUUUAAUUUUGCAGAACUAUUUAUGGGGGAUGACGAUGAAGAAGAGAGCGGUGAAGGUAUUUUGCUUUUAACCCUUCAACUCCCAUAAGUGACUGAGAUAGAAUUUCUCCUUACAAUAUCAAUAUCAAUACCAUCAAGCAGACUAGUGAUGAGAAUAGAGAAAAAUAUCAAAUAGGGGAUUAUAAGUUGAUCCAAUACCAAAUUCUCCAAACUAACAUAACAAGAACUGUAUGGCCAACAGAAAGGAGAAUUAAUAAUGAGAUCUUGGGAGUUAAAGGGUUAAAUGUAUUUUUAAACCUUGACCAAAACAGUAAUGCUCUUUACUUAUCAUAAAUUAGAAAAUUAAUUCAUAGACACAUACCCUUUCCUUUGUUAGCUGUUGUUUGUCAUCCUCAUGACACUUUCUGUAAGUUUGUUUGGUAUCAAUUAAUUUUUUUGUUGUUGUUGUUCAUAGAUGAAGAUGAGGAAUCUGAAGUAGUUUUAUCAGAGGCUAAGGAGUCUGCGAAGGUAAAUAAGCUGGGGUGAACAAGUUUUCUAACUGUUGUGUACAUAUUAAUAAUUGAGUUUCUAUCCUGUUUAUUGUUAUUAUUAUUAUUAUUUUUUUUUAUUUUUUUUUUUGUCAGAAGAGACCACUAACAACACCUAAGGGACCACCAACAAAGAUUGCUCGAGUUGAAGCUGGUUUGUGCUGCGCAUUAUCUAAAUGUCAAGGUUAGCAUAUUUGACUGGGGAUUCAAAGGUCUUGUUUUGAAGAUUUGACCCCUAAGAGUAACAAGAAUUUAAUUUCUCCUUAAAAUAUCACCUCAGAAUCACACAUUAAUGUUACAAGGUAAAGAAAAUGAUCACCAAGUAAAGAAGCUCUUGAUUGUUAAACACAUUCUCCUUGUCAGCACCUUAGGAAAUGUAUAGAGAACAGUAUGGAGAAUAUGCAUGCUGAUAUUAGGAUGUACUGUAAGAUUAAGGUCAAAAGGUCCAGCUGUUGGAUAAAACACUUUACUAUUACAAUUUUUUCUCCACCAAAGAGUGCAGUCUGGGUUCGAAUGAUGUAGAGAAGUGUAGCAUCCUCACUGUUUUAUGCCAAGGAAUUUGGGAGAAGUUCAUUAUCAGUUUGUUGUAUGCUUCUGCAUUAAUGUGGUCAUAUCUGAAUAUUAUCUGGUCCAUUUUUUAUCAGAUGGCGAUGAAGAAAGUGAUGAUGAUGAUGAUGAUGAUGAGGAAGAGGACUCAAGUGAAGAAUCCAUGGAAAUGGAAGCAGAUGCUAAACAGAAAAAACCUGCAGAGACUCCAAAAACAACUGUAAGAAAUAUUGACUGGCUUAAUUUGUGGUAGCUGUAAGCAAGUGGUAUAACAUUCAUUUGUGCCAACUAAGUGUCUUCAUUACAGAUAAGCAAACCAAGAUGUACAAGUAAUAUACAUAUGUUAGCCUAUAGGACCUAUAUGCAUACUAGUAUUGACAUAUAGACAUAUAAUUAAGUGUGCCAUUAGCACAGGAUAUGUUUGAGCAAUCCAAUUAAGGAAUGGGCAGUGCUACUGUAAUAGAUACUGAUGCUCAAGGUGCACCCAUUGUCUGUUGACUGUAAACUUUUCAAAGUUUUUGAUGGCCAGUAAGUUGUUACUUGUGUUCACUCUCCAAGAAAUUACCCAAUUAUGAUGGAGCUAUUACACUAAGGCUAAAGAGAAAUGCUUUGAAACAGAUUAUUUUGUGCAAAGCAACACCCAGGAAGUAUGAAAAUUCUUUUGCAGAAAAACAAACCAGAAGGUAAAGAUGCCAUACCAGUGAAGAGCACAAGUGAGGAGGAUGAGGAGGAGAGUGAAGAGGACAGUGACGAUGAUGAUGAUGAUGAUUAUGAGGAAGAAGAUGAAUCUGGUGAGGAUGAUGAUGACGAUGAUGAGGAUGAAAGUGAUGAAGAAGAUGAGAUUGCUGCCAGCUUAGCGGCAAAGAAAAAGGUUGGAGUUUUCCCUUUUUGAUCCCAUUGGAUCUUUCAGUUUUUCUUUCCAGUGCACAAUAAAGGUUAUUUGUAAUUCAAAUUUGCACAAUGUCACACUACGACCUCCAGUAACACCUCCCAUCACCCUCUGUUUGGCUUACAACCAGGUUUUCAUGUUUGGCAUUUUGUACACCAGGGGUAGCCUCCUAUGGAAAUAUUUAUUGAAAAACUCUACAUACAUUCAAGUUUGUCUGAAGUUAUGGCCAAAAUUUAGUCUUACUAUUGGUCUGACAAGUAACAGUUUCUUUUUCUUUUUUGAUGAUAACUGUUUCAAUUGCAGAUGGAAGGGAAAGCAAAUAAAAAGCCACCAAUGACAAAUGUAAGUUAAAAUACAAAUUGUUCUUUUGUAAUUCUUUUUAAAUAAGAGAGUAGAUGUAGCAGCUUCAAUUACAUUAAUUGUGCACAUCUCAAACAUGUAGUCAUGUGAGAUGCAGGCCUUCAUUUUGUUAAAAAUUUUAUUGAUUGGUAUUUGCCUUUGUAGGGAGUUGCUAAAGCAGACAAAAAGGAUAAAACAGAAAAGCAAAACAAGAUUCCAGCUCAACAGGUUUGUAUUCAAAUUUCAACUCCAGGACUUGGUCUUUCUUGGUCUGUCCAGAACAUGGUGAAUGUUUUUUAGAUCACCUUUCAACAUGAUAUCAUGGUACCAUUACACACUGCAUAGCACUAGUACAUAUUAAGCAAGUGUGAAAAAUUCUUGAAAAUCCAUUAAGUUACGGCCUGUGUUACUGUUGCAAAGAUUUUGUUAUGAGUGGUUUCAUUUAUAUAAUUAUACUGUUCAACUGCAACCUCUUGCUUUGAAAUUGUGUUCAUUUGAAACCAUUGUUAUAAUUUCUGUAGUCUAUAGGUGUAUAAAAUAUUUUAAGUCUUUACCUGUCUGCACAGAGGUACUUUAAUCAGCUAUGCUAAUCUGUUCUGUCCUCUUUCAAUGAUAGCCCAGUACACCAAAAACUGAUGGGAAAAAAGAUCAGGGGAAGAAGGCUGGAGCUAAAACUCCUGAAGUGGUAUGUUCCAUUGUUAUAAAGGCCUUAAGAAACUACCAUAAACACCUGCAUCUAAGGGGCACUUGAAGAUAAGCCACACUUCUAGUUUGGCAAACCAAAUUUUUGGAAAAAUUUGUAUUUGAAAAGAAAAUGAAGGGAUUACGAAGUGGAAUAUUGAGACAGUUGAUUUAUUUUGGUAUCUUCUUCAAACAUACAGUUUUACACAUACAUUAAAUCAUUAAGAUUGAAAACAAAGAGUGUCUGGUUACUGAUUUUUGCAUAAUUUAUAGAAAAAAAAUUUACAGGGUACCAUGACUUCCCCCCACCAAAAAAAAAAGAAAAAAAAUUACAUAGACCACAAUCUCAUCUUUUUAUUUAAUUGGCUCAAGAAGAGACAUUUUAGAGUAGGGCAAGGCCUGAAACUGGGAGAGAGAAUUACUUUUCCAGUCCAUCAGAUAAUUUUUUUGAUAGGAAUGAGACAUUUUCAAAGGUGACUUAACAUCACUUUCUGAUAAAACUAUUGUGCGUUUCCUUAGCUAUCUAUGGACAAAAUUAAAGAGAAGUUACUCAAGGUAAGGAAGUGUUUUAGUGUGAAGUGCAUUGUUUGUCUUUCACACAAAUAAAAUAGUUUUCUCUAGAACCCUUUUUUGUAACUCAACACCUCCUCAAUCAAACUUGGUAUUGAAAACUUUGUGCAAGUAGGUAAUGAGUUAGAGAUGAGUUAAGUGACCAUUUUAUUUUAUUAACCCUUUAACAUCCAAGAUCUGAUUGUAAAUUCUCCCCUGUAGCCACUUACAUAUUUCCAUGUAAAUUAGUUAAAAGAAUUUGUUGUUAGAUCAAGAUCAUAACUUCUACCUGAUGCAAUAAGUUUAAGCAUUCCCAUUCCCUGUUCACUGGAUACAGUUGGAUACGAUGGGAGAAGUCACAAGUUUAGAGGUUUAUAAGUUUCAGAAUUCUAGCAAUACACAUUAUAUUGUGUAUUGUUUAUUGGAUUCCCUAUCUUAGCAAAUACCUUACAUUACAUUACAGUGUUUUUGAAAAGUGACGUUUUGUUUUUGUUAUAACUGUCUUUUGAAUUGAAUUGCGUGAUUAUACGUUAAAGGUGUGAUUUGUUUUCUGUAGACACCAAAUCUUCCAAAGAAAGUGGAAAAGUUCAAGAACUAUUUGAAGCACUCAUACAAAAUCACAGAUGAGGCUGUAAGUUCUACACACUUAUGGUGUACUAACAAUGAGAAUAUGUUCAACACUCAGAGUUUCCAUGACCUUUGAUAUUUGAUUCACCAUUGAUACUGUGUGGAAAUUAGAUGCUAAUCAGUGGUUUUCUGUGACAAACAAGACUCGUUUGUUUUUGUUUGUUUGUCAUUUUUUAGAGGGGGGGAGAUGUAUUGAUUUUGGUUUUUAUUCUCCCCUCCCCCUCCCCCUCCCCCUCCCCCCCCAGGCUUAUUAUUUUCUGAUGCUACAGCAGGCUUUAUCCUUAAAGUAUAACACUCGUGCAAAAAAAGUGCGUUAUAUUACUCGAUUCCGUGGCAUGUACCUGGAAAAAAGCAAGGCAGACCAUAAGUCUGUUUAUUUGUUAAAUAAUUUGUUCGAAUGUUUGUUUUUCGCAGGAGUCAACGAAACUCUGGGACUGGUUGAAGGAGAACAAGUAGAAUCAAGACCUCUUCUCUUGUAUCCAUCACUCUGCCUAGAGAGUAAAUUAAAAUCGUUUUUUACAGACGUUUGGUUCUUGUGUUUUGUGAGACGACGAGCAGUUUCCCAAAUUAAUUCUGUGCGAGAGUCAAAGUAAUCUAACUGCGUGGACUCUUGGAGUGACGUACGCACGAAGGCGUUGAUUUUAGUCUAUAUUACACGCGCUCUUGCAGCGCCGACUUCAUUAUUUUAUCAGUUUUCUUUUAAAUCGCACAAUGGAUUAACUUGGGAGAGGAAACUUUCCAUCCUCUUGCACUUUGUUUAUUGAUUUUGAAUCAUAAUUUCUUAUUAGAGACAGUGUACAUGUACCUAGUGGAAAAGAAAUAUAUUUUCUGAAAUCUGAUUACCAUUAUGUCCGUUUCAUAGUGUUCUCUCCUGACACCACUUGAGCACAAAUAAACAGUAUUGACAUUGGAUGC
This is a messenger RNA of Pocillopora meandrina, 7529 nucleotides long. Lineage: Eukaryota; Metazoa; Cnidaria; Anthozoa; Scleractinia; Pocilloporidae. The record is from the annotation of a GenBank genome assembly.